This is a messenger RNA of Gambusia affinis (western mosquitofish), 975 nucleotides long. RefSeq names its product tetraspanin-8-like. Gene Ontology annotation, cellular component: membrane. The record is from RefSeq and is a predicted model, not a curated record. The transcript is spliced from 9 exons. Bases 94 to 804 code for a protein of 236 amino acids. NCBI's taxonomy places the organism in Eukaryota, Metazoa, Chordata, Actinopteri, Cyprinodontiformes, Poeciliidae.
UUCUCUGCAGACGGUUUUAUCGACACUCACCUUCGUCUCUGCACAGUUCAGUUCUCUCUGUCUCUGCGGUCUAGUCAAAGUAAGACAGAAAGUAUGGAAAAAAAUAACUGGUGUCUGAAGAAUGGUUUUAUAUUCUUCAACUGUGUUUUUGGGGGUUCUGGGAUUCUCUUUAUUUGCCUGUUAUACAAGACUGGAUCUGAGAAACUGAUGGAAGAACUGAACGCCCCCAGGAUGAUGAGGUUCUGGGUGUUUGCCAUCGGCCUUGUCGUGAUCUCCAUUUUUGGCAGAUGUUCAACGUGGACCAGGAGUAAAUGCUGCCUCAUCGCUUUUGCAGUCAUCAACGGCGUCGGAACGGCCGUCAUGAUCAUCUUUGGGAUUAAUGUUGCUGUUUUUAAAAGCCAGGUCAUGGAAAGAGGUCAAAGUGCUGAAUUUGCCAAGGAGAUCCUGAAAAACGACGCAAAAAAAGAUUUGCUAAUAUCCCGACAAGAACCUCUUCGGUGUUGUGGAUGGACUGGAGUCGAGGACUGGGGUUCAGACAUCCCUGAAUCCUGUCACUGCACGUCUUCACAUGAACAAUGUAAACCCAGCACACAGGGAUCCACUGAGCCACCAUAUGUUUACUCCAAGUCGUGUGGAGAAAUCAUUGGAGCUGAUGUUGAACAUCUAGCAAAUAUUGAUCUCGGCAUCUUCUUUGGAUUUGCUAUAGCUGCUAUGAUGUGUUUGAUCAUCGCCAUCAAAAUGAUUAUGCAGUUCAGUUGUCAUGACAACGUCGGAGAGCCAGAUAUUGAAAUGAGGGAUUAUUAAAGUUAAUAUAUUUUGGAGGGUUUUGUGCCAGGAUGCAAGAAUAUUGAAAAUGCUUUGCAAACCCCACAGGUCAAUGUAUUCUAUUCUGAUUUAAUUUCAUUCCUAAAUGUUUUCCAGAGUUGGAAAAACUGCUUAGCCUUAAAAUGUUCCUGUUCUGUUUGCUGAAUCUUA